Mus caroli (Ryukyu mouse) is the source of this 3383-nucleotide messenger RNA. RefSeq names its product transmembrane protease serine 11E. Gene Ontology annotation, cellular component: plasma membrane; extracellular region. The record is from RefSeq and is a predicted model, not a curated record. Gene Ontology annotation, biological process: proteolysis. Lineage: Eukaryota; Metazoa; Chordata; Mammalia; Rodentia; Muridae. Gene Ontology annotation, molecular function: serine-type endopeptidase activity.
AUGAACACACUCAGUCACAGACCAGUCACCACUGGACUCGUAGCUUGCUGGUCAGCAAUGUAUCGGUCAUGUGUGGUGAGGGCCAGGAAGAGAACGUGUGUGGAGCCCUGGGUUAUCGGCCUCAUUUCUUUUUUAUCCCUGAUUGCCUUGGCAGUGUGCAUUGGGCUCACUGUUCACUAUGUCAGAUACAAUCACAGGAGAACCUAUAGUUACUACAGCACGUUGCCAUUCACAAGUGACAAGCUAUAUUCUGAGUUUGGAAGAGAGGCUUCUAAAAAUUUCACAGAAAUGAGCCAGAGGAUUGAAACUAUGGUAAAACGUGCAUUUCAUAAAUCUCCACUACGGGGACAACUUGUCAAGGCUCACAUUAUCAAGUUCAGUAAAGAAGAUGAUGGAGUGUUGGCUCACAUGCUGCUGAUUUUUCGAAUUCGCUCUACCGAGGAUCCUGAAACUGUGCAUACAAUUAUUGAAUAUGUUCUGCGUGAAAAGCUGAAGUAUGCUACGGGACCCCCCAAUGUUGAUCCUGAGUCAGUUAAAAUUAAAAAAAUCAACAAGACAGAAUCAGACAACUAUUUCAACCAUUGUUGUGGGACACGACGGAACAAAUCUACAGUACAGACUAGUGUGAGGAUUGUUGGAGGGACACCAGUAGAAGAGGAAGAGUGGCCAUGGCAAAGCAGCCUGCGGUGGGAUGGGUCCCACCGCUGUGGAGCAACUUUGAUCAACAACACAUGGCUUGUGACUGCUGCUCACUGCUUUCGAACACACAAGGACCCAUCCAGAUGGAGUGCUACCUUUGGGGCAACAUUACAACCUCCAAAACUGACGACAGGCAUCCGGAGGAUAAUUGUUCAUGAAAAAUACACAUACCCAUCACAUGACUAUGACAUUGCACUGGCAGAGCUGUCUAAGCCGGUCCCUUGCACAAAUGCAGUGCAUAAGGUUUGUCUCCCUGAUGCAAACCAUGAGUUUCAGCGGGGGCAGAGGAUGUUUGUGACAGGAUUUGGAGCAUUGAAAAAUGAUGGUUUCACCCAGAAUAACCUUCGGCAAGUACAGGUGGACUACAUAGAUACCCAGACCUGCAAUCAGCCUCAAUCUUACAAUGGAGCCAUCACUCCUAGGAUGUUGUGCGCUGGCUUUUUAAAAGGAGAAAAAGAUGCGUGCCAGGGUGACUCCGGAGGUCCACUUGUUACUGCAGAUGUUAGAGAUAUAUGGUACCUUGCUGGAGUAGUGAGCUGGGGAGAUGAAUGUGGCCAACCCAAUAAGCCUGGUGUUUACACUAGAGUGACCGCCUUCCGACACUGGAUUGCUUCCAACACUGGUAUCUAAACCAGAGGGAUGAAAUGGAUGGUUUCAUCUGUUGACUGUUCUUGGAGACACACAAAUGGAAAAGAAGCCUUGCAAACCAGGAGGGCCCAAAACACCACACUGAACAAUCUGAAGUGUAUAUUUCCUUCCCAGCAUUGCUUUUACAGGAGCAUAUUGCUGCUGCCAGGUGAACUCUGCCAUUUAAUUUUCCACAAGUGUUUUGUCACCCAAAUUUCAGCUCAACCAUCUAAAGUAUUCAUGCAUACAUCCAAGGUGAAGCAACCCUUUCCUUCACUCAUCAGCUUCUCUCACAUUAGUUAACUUCUUCUUUUCAAAUGUAAGAUAAGGAAUAAGGAAAAUAUAAAAAGAAAACAACUUACAUUAGUGAUAUCUUAAAAUAGAACCUGGGGGAAUGAUCAUAUUCAGUAUAAAAGACGAUCAAGCAAAUGCAGCAACAGACUGUUCAAAAUUCUAUGUUGGAGAAGUUGAGGAAACAGAGAAACUAACAUAUAACUUAAUUUUUUUCCUAAAUAACUAACAAGAACAACACAAGAGCUACUGCUUCCUAUGGCUACAUAAUAACUCUUUGUAAUGUACUUGUCAUGAACAAACCAAAGCAAAGAUUAUUUAUUUGCAAUUGUCUUGCAGAGGAUGCCAAUAUACAGCCAGUGAUGAAAUACACAAUUCACCUACUUGCUUGACAUCAUAACAUGAAAAUUAAUGAAGGAAUGGAGGGUGUGGUGUACGUUACUAAUCAAUUUACUGUAAAUUCUCUCAAGGUUUGAGGGUAAAUUAAAGGUUUAUUUCAAAAUAAUCACCUCACCCUAUGUGGUAAAAUAAUUGUAUACUUGAAUGGAAUUUAAAAAGACUCAGCCUAAACUAACGACUCUGGUGGGAUUAUCCUUAACCUCUUCCAAACUGCAGAUCUUGACUGGAAUAAGGUUCAGAUAUUGGUGUGUAGUAAUAGUCAUGUGAUUGUAGUUGGUACUUGGACUUUUUCUUUGAAAUGAUGGCAGAUUUGCUUUCUCUGCCAGAACUUUUGGCCUGUGCAUGAGAAGUGGGCAUGGUACAUUCAUCUGUACUGAGAUGUUACUUGAUGGGUCGACAAAAUAGGGAAGGCAUUCUGGAAGCUACAUUAAUGCUGUGCUGAAUAGGUACCCACUUAACACAAUACUGAAGAGAAAGAAACAAUGUGAUCCUGGCCUCCAUUGUGAUCUUACUUUGAUAAAUUAUUGCUGAUCCAUUAGAUAUCCUAUAUCCAAAUGAUCCAGAAUGUAAUGAACUUAGGACUGAUGCUGUGGUCUAUGACAUGUUAAUGGUAAGUUUUCACCAAUGCAUUCAGCAAUCAUCUCAUUGUAUACAGACUCAAAGAGAAUACAUAAUAUAGCAUGUUGUACCAUAGGAUAUUGAAAACCAAGAUUGUCAUGAAAAAUAUUGACUUCUAUGAACUCAAAUCAUAUUCACAUAUCAACUGAUAAUUUGACACUUGUCUAAAAUAAGGUAUAAAAACUGACAUGAAUUGUCAAUAUUUAAUAUUCUGAAUUACUGUUCUAUUUAAUAAACUCUUUGGGGAAAAUUGAGAAAUUAGAAACUUUAAAGGUAUAUAAGACUAUUAAAAUUAGAUUACUUUCAGAGACUUGUUAGAAAGUGAUUUAUGUGGCUGGAGAGAUGCUCAGAGGUUAGGUAUUCAUACAGCUCUUCCAGAGGAACUCACAUUGGACAGUGCUCAACAGAUGUUAACUCCAGCUCUUGGGACAUUCAACACCUUUGGCCUCUAUGGGAACCUUUUCAUAGGACUACACACAGACUACACACCUACAGAGAGUGGGAGAAAUAGACCUCCUUAGAGAAGAAUGUACCAUGUGGCAUCCAACUAUAUCCAUUGGUAUCUAAUACCGACUGGUCCAUCCUUAAAUAAACAUGUAAGUAGUAUUAUACAGGUUGAGCAGGUCGUACUUGUAUAUAUAGAAAAAUAUGUAUCUUAUGUAACAACAAUUAAUUAAAAAGGGACCACAAAUUUGAAAAAGAGCAAGAAGAGACAAAUGGGAAGGCUUGGAGGAAGGAAAGAAAAGAAA